GAGGGGUUUGCAUUUGCAGGGCGGAGGAGGAAGGGAGAAGCCUGCAAAGAAGCUGCAGCAGGAGAGGGACGCUUUGCAGCCGCCGGAUCCUGGGGACGUUUACUUGGAAAGCCAGUUCAUGGAAAAGGGCGGAGUACAAGUUAACAAAACCAAAAAAAAGUGAAUAAAGAAAACUUUUCAAAGACAGAGGUGGCCCAAGAAAAGGGGAAGGAGAUGGAAGAGCAGGACCCAGAAGGACCAGGAACUGGCAAGAGAGCAAGAAAGAGCCCCCAUCCCAUCCCACCUGGAAGUGAUGUUGAAUUCUGGGAAAGGGCUGUGUCAGAGGCCCUGGCUAAGUAUACCAUGACCUCAGAUGUGCAUCGCCAAUGUUUCCGGCAGUUCCGCUACCAUGAGGCCGAUGGGCCCCGAGAGGUUUGCAGCCAGCUCCAUGGACUUUGCAGCCAGUGGCUGAAGCCGGAGAGGCACACCAAGGAGCAGAUCCUGGACCUGGUGAUCCUGGAGCAGUUUCUGACUCUCCUGCCCCAGGAAAUGCAGGGCUGGGUCAGAGGAUUUGGGCCGGAGACCAGUUCCCAGGCGGUGGCCCUGGCUGAAGGUUUCCUCCUGAGUCAGGCAGAGGAGAAGAGGCAGGCAGAACAGAUGCUGGGACCACCUUUGGAGAUGGAAGCUGCAAUCCCUGAGGCAGAAGGAGCUUCCUUGGAGCAGGGGCAGAGGGUGCAGGCGGUGGAGCGUGCCCAAGAUGCCCUCUCCUGUGAAGCCAGAAGUAUAAGAGAGACCGUGGUGGAGACCGAGAACAGCCUUGCAUUCGAAGAAAGGCCGCAGAGUUCUUCUACAGGAUCCCAAGAGCAUAUUUCCUUCCCCAAUAAGCUGCCUGAGACAGAGGAUGAUCAGAGGAAUGAGGAGGGUGAGGAACUUCAUCAGCACAUAACAGAUAGAAUUAACAAUGAAGACUUGAACAAAAAUCUCAGGACUCAAGGCAGACCCAGGAGAAAGAAUGGCAUCAGUACGGUUGAAAGCCAUGAUGCAAGAAAGCAGAAUAUACUUUUUCCAAAGCACAGGAUAUUAAAGGCAAGCAAAUCCAUUCAGUUAGGAAAGUAUUUAAAUAAUAGAUCACAGCUCUUUUUGAAUCAAAGUAUAUACAGAGAGGAAAAACCUUCUGAGUACUCAGAGACAAGAAAUAAAUUUAGUCAGAGUAGCAUUCAGCUGCAUCAAAAAACUAACACUGGGGAGAAACCUUUUGAGUGCGGAAACAGAUUCAUACAAAGUGGCAGUCUUCAGCAUCAUCAGAGAAUCCACACAGGGGAGAAACCUUUUGAAUGCUCAGAGUGUGGAAAGAGAUUCAGUACAAGUGGCCAUCUUCAAUAUCAUCAGAGAACCCACACAGGGGAGAAACCUUUUGAAUGCUCAGAGUGUGGAAAGAGAUUCACUUGCAACGGCAGUCUUCAAAAGCAUCAGAGAACCCACACAGGGGAGAAACCUUUUUUAUGCUCAGAGUGUGGAAAGAGAUUCAGUAUGAGUGACAAUCUUCAACGUCAUCAGAGAACCCACACAGGAGAGAAACCUUUUGAGUGCUCAGAGUGUGGAAAGAGAUUCAGACAGAGUGGCGAUCUUCAGCGUCAUCAGAGAACCCACACAGGGGAGAAACCUUUUGAGUGCUUAGAGUGUGGAAGGAGAUUCAGGUGGAGCAGCUAUCUUCAAAAGCAUCAGAGAAUCCACACAGGGGAGAAACCUUUUGCAUGCUCAGAGUGUGGAAAGAGAUUCAAUACAAAUGUCCAUCUUCAGCGUCAUCAGAGAACCCACACAGGGGAGAAACCUUUUGAGUGCUCAGAGUGUGGAAAAAGAUUCAGUAUGAGUGGUCAUCUUCAACGUCAUCAGAGAACCCACACAGGGGAGAAGCCUUUUGAGUGUUCAGAGUGUGGAAAGAGAUUCAGUGAGAGGAGGAAUCUUGAACAGCAUCAGAGAAAGCACAGAGGUGAGAAUCUCUUAGAAUUCUCAAUGUCCAGCCGCAGCUUGCCACACCUGGACUUGUUAAUGGCCCCAAGGGAGGCUUUCAUGAUGGAGAGACACCAUCCCAGUGAAUGAGAGCAAUCCCUUGCCUUGAACUUGCUGAUAAGCUGUUUGCCCAUCAGCCUCCAUUGUUGCAGUGGCAGCUCUCAUCCCAGAGGGUCCAAUGAGGUUAAGGGGAGCAGGUGAUGGGAGGACAGAUUACCGGUAAUUCAUCGGAGAAUCCAAACAGGAGAAACGUUUCAGUGCUUAGAGUGUGGGAGAAGAUUCAGUUAGAGUGGCACUCUUCAGCUGCAUCAAAGAACCCACACAUGGGGAGGAACCUUUGGAGUGUGCAGAUUCAGUCAGUGUGACAAUUUUCAAAAGCAUAUAUAAACUCUUAUAAGGGAGAAGCCUUUUGACUUUUCAGGCUGUGGAAAGAGAUUCUGUUGCAGAAGCACUCUUUGAAGGCAAGUGAGAACCCACCCCAGGAAGACACAAUUUUAAUGCUGGGCUCUUUGAAAGAGAUCCAGUCCAAGAAGUUCUCUUCUACUGUGUCGAGGAACCCGCACGAGGAGGAUCCAUGUAACCUCCUUGCCCGUAAAAAGAGCUUUCCCCCUAUUUCAUAUCUAAAAAACAACCACAGACCACAAAAAGUAUUGAAAAGAUGCCGAUUGCUGUAAAAGGCUGAAAUCUACAAAAGAAACCUUCCUCUAAUCAGAAAGAAACGUUCUCAGUGCUUGGGCGGGGUGGGCGGAGGGUUAGUUGCCAGGCAGGGCCAGUUAGAGUCACGAUGCAGAAGGAACUGGGCCCUGACUGGGAGAGACCAGGCAAGCCUGAUCUUGUCAGAUCUCAGAAGCCGAGCAGGGUGGACUCUGGCAAGGACUUGGAUGGGAGAUCUCCUUGGAAUACCAGCAGUGGGGAAGCAGAGGCAGGCUUUAUUUAGCUACCUCCCUGGAUAUACUCCAGGCCCCCAGCAGGGGUCAGUCACCAGAGGUCGUCAUGGCCUUCAGAUGCGCACACACACACACAUAUGAAAAUACAAAAGAAGAAGAAGGAGAUGCAUCAGUCACUGGUCAUAAGUAUAGCUGAGACUGGACUAAAGCAGCUGGUAAAACCUAAGCCAGGGGUGUCCAAACUGUGUCUCAGGAGCCACAUGUGGCUCUUCCACACAUAUUGUGCAGCUCCUGAAGGUCAAGGAGGAACUUAAUGUAGGUUUACUUUCAAGUAAGCUUCCUUAGCACUGGGACCACAGUCAGCCUUUGAGCACUGAGAUAGGCAGAUAUUUCCACCUUGUGUGAAGGGAGGAAGGAAGGGGAAAUAGGCAGGCGUGCAAGCAUUUUUCCUGCACCACACAGGUCACCCAGGGACCUAGAGCAGGGAAAGACAGUACAAGACCUGAGAGAUCCCCUGGAAGGAGGGAUGGAAGUAAAGGGGGCAGUGCUGGGUUCCCCCCAUAGUUUCAUAGCUCUUGCAGGAACUGCAUUUACUAACCUAAGUGGCAAAGAGAGAUACAACAGAGAUGAAAGAUUUAUAUGGUGCCUGUUGUGGGGAGAAAAAAAAAUAGAAUUGAGGUUGGGGCCAACAUCAAACCAUCAGAGUCAUAUUAAUUUGCUGUUGACCUGUUGCAGUAAAAAGGCUGAGGCCAUGAAGCAUUUUUUCUUUCUGCGUGACCAAAUAGACAGGAAGUUCCUUUCCACUCACACACACACACACCACUAUCACACACAGUCUGGGCCCGACGCCAGCAGGCAGAAGGGGGAGGCAUUGAUACAGAAAAAAAAAUUGCAAUUCACACAAAAUGACCUUACUGCUCCAAAGUGCCUAACUGGGAAAGGAAGAGAUCGUUCUUCUCUUGAGUGUCUGAACAGAUUACAGGAAGGACGGGUUAUCAGAGCCAAGCAAGCUGGAACAGUAAGCAGACAAAUGGUGGCCAGAUUUGGCCAGCAUAAAUUGUUUUAUUACACUCUAUACCAAUAAAAGUAAACAUUCUUCUAAGCACAUCCUCUACAUCUGUCUGAAGUCAUCAAAGGUGUAAAUUAUGACAAUGCAAAAAUGUUAUAGCUUUUGAUCUCAAGUGUAUACAUUGUUUGCAAGCUGGUGUCUUGGGGUCUCUCUAGCCAUGUCCUGAAAACGCCGCUUUUGUCACAGGAGAUCGCUGAGAUUUCUGAGAGCUCUUGUGGGGGGUGGGGAAGAAAAGUGGGCUUCAGCUGUUAUGAAUACUAACAAAUAGGGGAUUUAAUCGUUGUAACUGUUGUGCUUAUACAGUAUGUCUCCUGAGAACGGUGCUCUGUUGGCUGUCGUCCCAGAGUUUAGAAGGUUAGUUGUUAUCAUUAUUGUUAAAUGAAGGAAGUUUUUGGUUUUCAUGCUUAGAGUGUUCUUGGGUAGUUAAUUUUAUAUUGUUAGAUAGGUUUGUAUUUCAAGGAUUCCAGAGCAUUCCCUUGGUAAAGACCUAAAGGGAGGAAAAGAACUGAGCCCUCUGUGGGUUUGAGGGGCCCCUGUGUUGGCUCCCCGCCUCAAGGAAUUCCACCAACACCUGUGUGUUUCCUUCUCCCACUGGUGCCAGAAAACAAUUCCCUAACCUUUACCUUUGAUGGUCUUAUGAGGACUGUUUUUCCCAAGUUUUUUUUUUUUUUAAGUCUUCUAGUAUGGUCGUGUUGUGAAGUGCAUACGUAUGCAUUUAUCUUUCUGUGCAAUGAAAGUAUUAAAAGACGUGUAUAAUGUU
Molecule: messenger RNA, 4705 nt
Organism: Heteronotia binoei (common prickly gecko)
Lineage: Eukaryota; Metazoa; Chordata; Lepidosauria; Squamata; Gekkonidae
Product: zinc finger protein with KRAB and SCAN domains 7-like
Exons: 5
Coding region: 214-2079 (621 amino acids)
Biological process (GO): regulation of transcription by RNA polymerase II
Molecular function (GO): RNA polymerase II cis-regulatory region sequence-specific DNA binding; DNA-binding transcription factor activity, RNA polymerase II-specific
Source: RefSeq, a predicted model, not a curated record